Andrographis paniculata is the source of this 1401-nucleotide messenger RNA. RefSeq lists its product as uncharacterized. The transcript has 9 exons. The coding region runs from base 381 to 1187 and encodes 268 amino acids. NCBI's taxonomy places the organism in Eukaryota, Viridiplantae, Streptophyta, Magnoliopsida, Lamiales, Acanthaceae. The record is from RefSeq and is a predicted model, not a curated record.
UGCACUCAACGAGUGAGAGCGAGAGGAGAGAGAGAGAGAGAGAGCGGUUGCUGGAUAACUGUAUUUGAGCAGCAUAAUCUGGACAUUCUUCUCGCUCUGCAUCUAAUCGACUCUACUCGUGCAGCGGCGGCUACUGCGGAUGGACUGAGAUGAAUAAAUUAGGCUGGUGUUGAUUGAGGUGUGUGUUUCUCGCAGAUCUCGGAGCUGUGGCGGAGGGAGGGAUCUUCGGUUUUUGUAUUGUUCGAUUGGGACCGCUUCUAGACUGCUUCUUCGGCUUCCUCAGAUUCGGAUUUGUGCGCUUGAUUUAGUGGCUGCGGUAUAGGAGCUGGAAGUACACGACAAAUUUGAAAGACGGAAUCGGAAUCGGAAUCGGAAUCGGUAUGGAUGAUAGAGGCGAAGGAUCGUUCGUGGCGGUGAGGCGGAUUUCGCAGGGGCUCGAUCGUGGAAGCGCCUGCCAUUCCGCAUCUUCUGUGGAGGUUGCGGCAGGAUCUGCUGCUUGGCUUGGCAGAGGCUUCUCCUGCGUUUGUGCUCAAGGACGCCAUAGCGACGCUCGCCAAUCGUUUGAUUUGACGCCUGCGCAGGAGGAAUCUCUACAGAGGCUUCAAACUCGAAUAGAUAUUACCUACGAUAGUGCUAUUACUGAGCAUCAGGAAGCUCUAAAGGCAUUGUGGCAUGCUGCCUUUCCCGGGAAAGAACUUAACGGUUUGAUAUCCGAACAGUGGAAGGAAAUGGGUUGGCAGGGAAAAGAUCCUUCUACAGAUUUUCGGGGUGGAGGUUUCAUAUCGUUAGAAAAUUUGUUAUACUUUGCGAGGAAUUUCCCGACAUCUUUUCAGGAUCUCCUUUGGAAGAAGGAAGGUAGUCGCGCGUUAUGGGAAUACCCCUUUGCAGUAGCUGGUGUCAACAUCACCUUCAUGCUCAUUCAAAUGCUCGACCUUGAAGCAGUGAAGCCGAGAACACUUGCUGGAGCGACGUUCUUGAAGUUUCUUACCGAAAAUGAAUCGGCAUUCGAUCUUCUGUACUGUAUCACCUUCAAGUUAAUGGAUCAUCUGUGGCUCGCAAUGCAUGCUUCUUACAUGGACUUCAAUGCUGUGAUGAAAGCUACGCGGCAUCAGCUGGAGGGGGAGCUGCUGCAAGAAGACGUAACUCGCCUUGAAGACCUGCCCUCGUACAUCCUUCUUCCCCGGUAGCAAUGGCAGCCAUCAUCAUCAGUAUCUUUUUCUCAGGUUCUAACGAAUGAAUGAGUGAGUGAUCGAUCAAAUGAACAAACAUAUCAUUGUUAUUGAUUGAAGGAACUGUAAUAUGUACUCUGGCAACAGAUUCAUCGACUUUUCAAGCUUCCACCCAAACACAGUUGGAGUACUUAAGAUCAUUAAGGUAUACAAUGCAAUAGUUUUCCACACA